Molecule: messenger RNA, 3009 nt
Organism: Trypanosoma grayi
Lineage: Eukaryota; Euglenozoa; Kinetoplastea; Trypanosomatida; Trypanosomatidae
Exons: 1
Coding region: 1-3009 (1002 amino acids)
Cellular component (GO): membrane
Molecular function (GO): metallopeptidase activity
Source: RefSeq, a predicted model, not a curated record
AUGCGUUUUCUAAUGUUAUUGUGGUUGCUUGUAGGGCUGCUUUUUACAAGUGACACGAACAUAUGCAGUGGGACAGAUGCUGCGUUAAAUUAUGACGUUGUGCAGCGAGCCUCGCGCGAUGGUACAACGCGAUCCAUAACAUUUCUUUCUUCUGGAUACAGCAGCGAGGAGGCUAGCCGCUUUGACAGUGACGUCAGAACUUGUGUAGCUGCUCUGCAUAACAAGGUAAAGAGUGUCUCAUCAGAUCCUUGGGGGCGGUACGCGGCGCUGUUAAAUAUGUAUUCUGUAUUUCGGCCCUCUAACCACUCCGGCGCUAGCCGUCCGCAUGGCACGAAUCAUCUGUGUAAGAACAUGAAAGACUGUGGCCCAAGUUUUGUGGAGAACAACUUGGGAUGUGCAUUUGGCACACCCGAUCCUUCGGUUAUUAGUUGCAACCUCAGCGCGGUAUUUGCGCUGGCGGCUGCUGCUCCUGUCCGUGACCUGGUGGUGGUGCUGGUAAACGAACCCACGGAAGUGAGCAGUGCGGGUGGAAGAUCUUUGGCCAUCUUCACAAAUAAGCCAUCAUUUAUGCCAUUAUUUCUUGUACGUGAGUUGAGCAAAGCUGUUGCCAGUCUCGUCAGCGAGUACAGUCGUGGUGUGGAAGAGAAGGGUGAUGUGCGUGUGCCGAACUGUGUUGCAACUGUUGAGCAGGCUCGUUUGGAGUGGGGCCACUGGAUGGACCAAGGACUGGUCGACACGACGCCGAAACUGGGCUGCUUCUUCAACAACUACUACCGCCCCACAGAUUUUGGUUGCAUGAUGCGUGAUUCCUCCGUCAGUAGCAUGUGUGCUGUCUGCAAGGAGCAGGUAACACUUGCACUUUUUACCAAAGGAGCCGGUCUUUCCCUUGCCGCCACGCGCUGUCCGUGGGAGGAACACACGGUACACGUCAAUAUCUCUAAAGGUGUUGAACUAACCGUUGGAGAAAUCGGUGCGCAAGCUGGUGUAGUGGUGAAGUGGGUGGACGAAAGUGGAACUGCUAUUGCCGCGUCUGAAGGCAGUGCAGGGACCCUUUUGGUGCCUGGAAGUACGUUGUCGACGUGGAAAUUUCCGACAACGGUGAGUGCCAUGAUUGAAGAUGUUUCGCCGUACGUUGCUCGGUCUAAACGUCAGGAAUCAUUCAGGAGAACAACAACGUUUCAACUUAUUGUUCAAGGAGGGGACCUAUGUAAAAAUAUGGAAUGUGCUUCGUUUAGUGCAUGCACGUCAUGCAGCGGACCUAGUUGUGCCGUCAAUGUUACUCCGCAUGAAGAAAACAUUGAGUGGGUGACGUACCAAGAGGAGGGGCAGAGAUCAGGCAAUAAUGUAAUUGCUGGUUCCGUCUGUGGUGGUGUCACCUUUGUGGUUCUGACUCUCAUCCUUGUUCUCUACUAUUAUUGCUACUUCAAUCGCCCACACGAAGUCCUCACUACACUUUUUAUGGACGAUCUGCUCUGUGCGGUUCUUCAAAUGGUUUCCAUCGUUGUACUGGCCUUCUCUAUUUACAUUUUGGUACUAACUGUGGAAUAUGCUGAGACACAUGUUCUAUUAUGGCGGCAGCUGUUCAUUCCUUGUGUGAUUGUUGGGGCCAUUAUUUUCAUUGCUGCGCCUGUGAACUUGGUGGCUGUGCUCUUUCGCUAUUAUGCUCUUGCCGUUGGUUGUGCUGUUUUGCUAAUCACCCUUGGACUGGGUUUCAUGGGGAUCGGUGUGUUUUUGGCUUGGACGUAUAUGAGACGGGACACAGAUGGUUUAAUCGCUUACGUAGCGUACCGCUGGAUGAUAAGUGUGCGGGACUCACCGGAUGUUGUGGACAAAACGCAGCAUUCCUUGAAAUGUAGUGGAUUCUACGUGAGCUGUCUUGAAGCAAAUGCCUCGUACUGCCCUAAUAACCGCAAAAGCAAUAUGUAUGUAAAUCCGUGUGAGGAUCCUUUUAUGGACGACGUUGCGAAUGCUUCUGUACCGAUUUGCGUGUCCACACUCAUGGCUGGCAUCCUACUGAUUAGUUCGGCAGUACUGAACAUUGUGUUUGCAAUUCGAUUUUCCCAUCUGUCGCGAAUUCGAAGGCGGCGGCACGCCUAUCGCAACGACCCUGCAGCACCAAUCUUACCUUUUACCUUCGCAGAGGCGAAGGAGGCGCGCCGCAUUUUCCAUGUGAUUGCUGAUAAAACUGACAACGCGUUGGUGGGAAAACGAGCGAGCCGCUUCCUUCGGAAAAUGUUCAGGGAAAAACUCGACCCAGAGUACCAAACGUUGGUGGAGACACAUGUACCCAUGACUUACGACGAACUCAUGUCGCUUCACUUCCCGUUCUUUGUCACACUGCGAAUGGACCCGCGUCAGUUAACUCCUGAUGAAGCGUACAAGGCUCAGGGUGUUUUGGACCUCCAGCGCCUUCAAUAUCAAAAGUUGGAGGAGUUUGCUGAGGCAUCUGGUGCCCUCUCCCCCGAGGCACUUUACAGGUUGUUCUAUGGGUUCGCGUCUGGCCGUUUCAUUGCGGACCAGAAUGAGUUUCUCACAGUAGUGAGGCAGGAGGCUGCAGAGAACUGCCCAGAUGCCCCAUUGUGCGAUGGGCUGACGGUCUUUGAACUGGAAGGAUUGCGUAGUGUGUGGGUGGCACUCAAUCCCAAGGUGGUCGGCGACCUCAGUGACGAGCAGAUUGACAUCUUGUAUCAGUGGACGCACGGCGAACCUCUCCGUAAUGUUGGUCACUUCAACGAAUGGAAAAAGUCACUAGAUGUGCGUCAGCGCGGAGGCAUUGGAUGGGGAGAGUUCUGUUACCCCUUCGCGAAGCGUGCGCAUCUACUCCAGUCGCGUGAUUAUCUCAGUCAUCUGAAUAAAGAUGUGCCUCCAGAGAUGCUCUCGCGUGCGUUUGUGGUGCAACAAUUUGGUAAUGAUUUGGAGGCGGCUGUAUUUUUGCCGUACGAGAAUGAAAUCCCCAUCGAACGCGUCCUCGCUCACUUGAUGCAGCGAUAUGGAUACAAGCCUGAAUAA